GAUGGCACGGUCAACAUGGAUAAGAUGACAGAAGCACAGAAAACGGCUUAUUUAGAGGCACACGUAGCGGUACAACAACAUAUGGCUCAAGCUGCAGCUGCUGCUAGGCGUGAGCAACAACAACAGCAGCAGCAGCAACAACAACAACAGCAGCAACAACAACAGCAACAACAACAGCAGCAGCAACAACAACAACAGCAGCAGCAGCAACAACAACAGCAGCAGCAGCAACAACAACAGCAGCAGCAACAGCAACAGCAGCAACAACAACAACAACAACAACAACAGCAACAACACCAGCAACAUCAACAACAGCAACAGCAACAACAAUCUAAUAAUUCAAAUAAUACCUCGCGACAUCAUCAAGAAAUGCAAGUAAGUACACAGUAGGUUGACACAGACAACACGCAUCCAGGCCACCCCUCUCCACCAACAGUCAGUUCAACUCAACAUCACUAUGCAACCAUUAAUUCUCCAAUCAAAGUCCCACAAGUAAGUUCCAGCACGGGUGGUCCAGAUUCCACGUUUACAGUUCCAGAUGAUGUCGGAAUGGGAUUUGAAGGAGGAGUACGAGUUCUACAAAGCCUUGGCAAUUGGUCGCCAGAAGUAACAAAUAAUAUUCCUAGGCCAAAUUUGAUUCCCUUUACGGAACCAUACGCUGAAGGUGGAUCUAUGCACCCAGGAACACGCUUGAAAGCGCUCCAGGGUACCGCUGUAAGGAAACAUCCAGCUAUUAAACCUACCAGCUCAACUAACGACGGAAACAAAGCAUUCGAGUGUACUGUAUGCGGCAAAGGUUUAGCACGUAAAGACAAGUUAACAAUACAUAUGAGGAUACAUACUGGUGAAAAGCCGUACGUUUGUGAAGUUUGUAAUAAAGCGUUUGCAAGAAGGGAUAAACUGGUCCUGCAUAUGAAUAAGUUAAAACAUAUAACGCCUUCAAACAUAGCACCUUUGGGUAAACGGACUAUAACUAUACCUCGUAUUAAUAUUUUCUUUAAAUCUAUAAUAAAAUUAAAAUAUUAAUGUUUAUUUGCAGCUUUAAAAUUAGACGACGUUAAGCCGAAACAAGAAGAUACAAAGCCUAGUCAAGCAGAAAUCGCAGCAGUAGCUCAGCAACAGCAGCAGCAGCAGCAGCAACAACAACAGCAGCAGCAACAGCAACAACAUUCCCACCAGCAGCCGAUUCAGGUCUGCCAGGUACCGGGACACAACUUUACGAAUUCAAAUCUAGUUCACACAAGUGCUGCGACAGCCGCAGUAGCGGCUGCAACGGCGGGCAUGGUGGUGUCGUGGUCGUGCGAGCUCUGUGGUCGACUUUUCGCAACAAGAGAUGAAUGGAGUGCACAUGCCAAGUCACAUCUACCGGACACUAAAUUGCUUCAAGAUAAAAUGCAACAGGCCUCACAACAUCAGCAGCAAGAAAAAGUCCACCUUACAAAUCAAGAAAAACUACAAUUACUUCACCAUCAUAAUCAGAAUCAGCAAAUUUUGAACGGACACGGAAUAGCAACAGCAUCAGUAUCUACAGCUACUGUGGUGAAUGAAGGAGGAGGCGGAGGUGCAUACUUCACACAUGGGCACACACACUAUGCGCCAGAGCGGCAGCAUACGCACGCACACCAUCUGUGUCUCAUGUGUCGUCAGGAGUUCGCAGGAAAAGCGGAGUUCAUGUUCCAUGUAAGAGGGCAUUUCGAAGGUAAAGUGAGCGAUAUAGCCGCGGCUGAUGUGUUGGCGCGUUCUUUAGUCGACAACUCCGGCCUGUGUACCUGAGCCACGCCUACGCCCAUCGGCGCAUUUCAGUCAGAUGUUUGCGGCAAGGGCGUC
This is a messenger RNA of Nymphalis io (European peacock), 1827 nucleotides long. RefSeq lists its product as uncharacterized. The record is from RefSeq and is a predicted model, not a curated record. Gene Ontology annotation, biological process: regulation of transcription by RNA polymerase II. Gene Ontology annotation, cellular component: nucleus. Gene Ontology annotation, molecular function: DNA-binding transcription factor activity, RNA polymerase II-specific; sequence-specific DNA binding. NCBI's taxonomy places the organism in Eukaryota, Metazoa, Arthropoda, Insecta, Lepidoptera, Nymphalidae. The transcript has 8 exons.